AUGGUCAACCUCACUAUGGACGAUAGUAACGUCUCGAAAGGGCCGCGACCCCGUUUGACAUGUACAGAGUGCUAUAGAAGGAAGAUCAAAUGCGACAAGCACGUGCCUUGCAGUACGGGCUAUGCAAGCUUUUGUACCAGAGAAGACGCCGCUGUGGCAUCGUCUGCACCACCACCACCUGCUUAUCAAGCUCAGGGCGCGGCAGCAGGACCUGACAAUCUCGUGCGCGCAUUACUCGACCGUGUAGGUCAGCUUGAAGCCAAACUACAGGAACAACACAAUAUAGUCUCGAGCGAGACACCCCUACCUCCUCCGCAACUCUCUGACACCCCAGCAAGUCCUUCAAAUGAUGCAGCGGUUACCUCGUCCACGGAUAACGGCAUCACAUCACAACCCGCGGACACUGACGAUGCAGCUACUGUGCUGGAGUUUCUGGCAUGGGGCCGCAAGAAGGAUGCUGAUUACGGAACUUCGUCAGAACAUAACAGCGGGCCAAGGCGACUGAGUAUCAGACACGAUGACGGAGGGACCAAGUCAAACAUCACAUGCGAAACCAGUAGAGAUGCACAGCUUGAUGUACUCGAAGCGCUUCUUCCAAACAAGUCUCACAUCAUACAACUGGUGGAGUACCAUAGUACCUCCAUCUUAUGGUACCACGGCUCUUAUUCUUCAGCAAUGUUCAGAGAUGACCUUGAUCUUUUUCUGGGUGAAUGUGAAGGCGACGUUCGACAUCAGGACCGGAAUCUGCAAUGGCUAGGCCUGCUGUUCGCUAUCAUAACUGGGAGUAUUACAUGUGCGCCGCCAUCUAUAUGUCAAACUUGGGGAUUCUCAUCAGAGGAGCGAACGGUCCUGUCUCAAAAAUGGUACGAAGCGACCGUAACAUGCCUCGAAAUUGCUGGCUAUAUCGAGAUCCAUACGAUAUAUUCUGUUCAAGCUAUUGCGACAUUGACUAUCGCGGCUCACAUUCUAGGCAAGUCGAACAGCCAAUCAAUUCUGCUUGCAUCAGCCGGUCGCAUUGCCCAAAGCCUUGGUUUGCACCGCCUCGGACCAGAGAGCGCAAUUGAAGCUACUUCAAAAGAGCAGCUCCGUCAACGCGAGGCCGGUCGACGGGUGUUUAAUCAGCUUUGCACGCAGGAUUGGUUCCAGAUUCCGUUCUCUGAAUCUUAUUCGUUGAACCCUCGCUUCUUUAAGACCUCGAAGCCUCUUAACUGUAAUGAUGAAGACAUGGUACCUCAGCCGUUAUCCACACCAACCCAAGCGAGCUAUUGCAACUAUCGCUACGACAUCGCGGCACUUAUGCCGCAGCUACUGGAUGCAAUGGCAGGCUGCAACACGCUUUUCACGAAGUAUGAGCAGGUGCUACAGUACGACGACAAGAUGCGCAAGCUCGCUACCGCAUGUAUGCCCACGUUCCUAUCAACCAAUGCGCCGGUAGCGACGGAUUGGCCUAUUUAUGUCGGAUGGGCCAGGCGCUCAUUGGCUAUAUGUGCCUCGCACAAGAUCAUCAUGAUACAUCGGAAGUUCAUUGGGCUCUCAUUCACCAACUCCGCGUUUUCGUUUACACGUCGUACCUGUAUAGCAGCGUCCAAAACUAUAUUGAAAGAAGCGUUGUCUGGCAACGACGAACAGGGGCCGAUUUUGUGGAUUGAGCAAGCUUUCUCAGUCGCCGCGGGGAUCAUCCUCAGUCUCGAUACAUUCCAUCGGUCAGCCAGUGAGAGGGAGUUUGAAGAGCACAAGAGCCUCGUCGCAGACGCAAUCGGCUACCUGAGGAGAUUUCAAGACAGCAAGAUAGCUUCACGCGGUGUGCAACUGCUAUCUGGCCUGCAGCGUGAAAUCCGGGAAGGAGGAAGCGUCAACCAUAGGAAACGCCAACGGCCUGCGGAAUAUAGCGACUUGACUCCAUCGUCUGGCAAGAGAGCACGUACAUUCAACGUGGAGAAUUUCAUCAGCAACGUAUCCCAAGACUUGCAGGUAACAACUCCGACGUCUUCAACUGCAAACGCCCCUACAAGUGUGGGAGAUGCUUCAUGGUAUACCUUCAUGAACUUGCUACCACCACAAACUGGGUUCGGAAGACAAAGUCUAUUCGAUGACUUGCUUUCAUUCCAGUUCUAA
Alternaria atra is the source of this 2115-nucleotide messenger RNA. RefSeq lists its product as uncharacterized. Lineage: Eukaryota; Fungi; Ascomycota; Dothideomycetes; Pleosporales; Pleosporaceae. Gene Ontology annotation, biological process: regulation of DNA-templated transcription. Bases 1 to 2115 code for a protein of 704 amino acids. The record is from RefSeq and is a predicted model, not a curated record. The transcript is spliced from 2 exons. Gene Ontology annotation, molecular function: DNA-binding transcription factor activity, RNA polymerase II-specific; zinc ion binding.